This is a messenger RNA of Aspergillus versicolor CBS 583.65, 993 nucleotides long. RefSeq names its product aminotransferase class IV. Gene Ontology annotation, biological process: carboxylic acid metabolic process. Bases 1 to 993 code for a protein of 330 amino acids. NCBI's taxonomy places the organism in Eukaryota, Fungi, Ascomycota, Eurotiomycetes, Eurotiales, Aspergillaceae. The transcript has a single exon. The record is from RefSeq and is a predicted model, not a curated record. Gene Ontology annotation, molecular function: catalytic activity.
AUGACUACAAUGGAAACGGUCUUCGCCGGCUACCAGGCCCGCCAGGCAGUCCUCGCGCAGAGCAAGAAUCCCCUCGCCCAAGGAGUCGCCUGGAUCGAAGGCGAACUAUGUCCUCUCCACGAAGCCCGCAUCCCCAUCCUAGAUCAAGGCUUCAUGCACAGCGACCUCACAUAUGACGUCCCAUCCGUAUGGGACGGUCGAUUCUUCCGCCUCGACGAGCACCUCGCACGCCUCGAAGCAAGCUGCGAAAAGCUCCGCCUGAAGAUGCCUCUCCCGCGCGACGAAGUCAAGAAAGUAUUAGUGGACAUGGUCGCCAAGUCAGGCAUCCGCGAUGCCUUUGUCGAGAUCAUCGUUACGCGCGGUCUGAAGGGUGUUCGUGGCACCGAUCCCAGGGAUAUUGUCAACCGCAUUUACAUGUUUAUCCAGCCCUACGUUUGGGUUAUGGAGCCGGAGAUCCAGCCAGCAGGUGGCCGGGCUAUUAUUGCACGUACCGUCCGCCGAACACCUCCUGGUUCGAUUGAUCCGACAGUCAAGAAUUUGCAGUGGGGGGAUCUCAUCCGUGGACUCUUUGAGGCUGCUGAUCGUGGUGCAACGUACUCGUUCCUGACGGAUGGCGAUACCAACCUGACCGAGGGAUCAGGAUUUAAUGUUGUCCUGGUGAAGAACGGCAAGCUGUAUACUCCCUCGCGUGGCGUCCUGGAAGGAAUUACGCGCAAGAGUGUAAUUGACGCGGCACGGAUGAAUGGAUUGGAAAUACAUGUUGAGAUUGUUCCGGUGCAGAUGGUCUAUGAUGCUGAGGAGGUUUUCAUGUCCACCACUGCCGGUGGGAUUAUGCCCAUUACCAUUAUCGAUGAUAAGCCGGUCAAUGAUGGCAAGGUUGGCCCAGUCACAAAGAGGAUCUGGGAUACAUAUUGGGCAAUGCAUUACGACCCGGCUUUCAGCUUCGAGAUUGCAUAUGGAGAUGGCCAUGCAGGCAAGGGAUCUAACCUCUGA